UCUUUAACAUUUUUUUGUUUUCUUUUCUUGAAUCGUUACAUCACAGAAUACAAAAAAAAUACAAGUGUUCUUGAUUCUUUCUUCCAUAUCGAAAGAUGGGUAGAGUAGCGAGAUGGUUUAAGGGUUUGUUUGGUUUAAAGAAGAGUAUAGAAAGAAGCGGUGGUUCCGACAAAGGCGGCGACCAUUCCGGCGACUUCAAUGCUCUGAAGGAGGACUCUGUUUGGUUGAGGACUUAUCUUACGGAUACAGAAAAAGAACAGAACAAGAACGCGAUUGCGGUUGCAAACGCUGCUGCUUCAGCCGCGGAAGCAGCGGUUUCGUCGGCUAAAGCGGCUGCGGAGACAGUGGUUAGACUGUCUAGUGAAGGAAGAGCGGGAGAUGUCAUCAAGAGGCAAGACCGGUGGGCUGCGGUGAAAAUACAAAAAGUCUUCAGGGGCUCUUUGGCGAGGAAAGCAUUAAGAGCUUUGAAAGGUAUAGUGAAGCUACAAGCUCUAGUGAGAGGAUACUUGGUAAGGAAACGCGCCGCUGCGAUGCUUCAGAGCAUACAAGCUCUAAUCAGAGUCCAAACCGCUAUGCGAUCUAAACGUAUCAGCCGCUGCCUUAAUAAAGAUUACGGCAGCAACAAGUUUCAACCUCGACAGUCCCUUGAUAAGUAUGAUGAAGGGGCGUGCGAUGAGAGGAGUCGGAAAGUUGUAGAGAUUGAUGAUAUAUACAAGAGGAGAUCGAGUUCGAGAUCGAAGUCUAGACAAGUGCACAAUGUUGUUGCAAUGUCUGAAUAUGAGGACGAUUGUGUUUACAAAGGGAAUGAUUUGGAGUUGAGUUUCUCAGAUGAGAAGUGGAAGUUUGCUUCGGCACAGAACACUCCAAGAUUGAUGCACCACCAUGCUGCUAAUAAUCGCUACUAUGCAAUGCAGUCUCCUGCUAAGAUUGUUUGUAGAAACACAUCGUGCGACUAUGGAAGUGGUUUGAGUACUCCUGGCUACAUGGAGAAAACAAAGUCGUUUAAGGCCAAGGUGCGUUCGCUCAGCGUGCCGCGUCAGCGAUCUGAGAGGCAGAGGCUGUCGCUAGAUGAAGUUAUGGCGUAUAAGAGUAGCGUUAGCAGCGUGAGUAUGUUGCAGCAGCAACCGCCACGCUAUUCUUGUUCCUAUGACCUGAUUUGAGGAGUUGUUAUCAUUUUUAAGCAUCCUUUUCUUUUUGUUUUUGUUGGCCAUCUUAACAUUGUACAUUUCUUUCUCAUGAUUUUAUAGAACAGUCUCUUCCUCAUUAAUUUAGCAAUUUAUUUUAGAUAA
This is a messenger RNA of Capsella rubella, 1289 nucleotides long. RefSeq names its product protein IQ-DOMAIN 14. Lineage: Eukaryota; Viridiplantae; Streptophyta; Magnoliopsida; Brassicales; Brassicaceae. The record is from RefSeq and is a predicted model, not a curated record. The transcript has 3 exons. Gene Ontology annotation, molecular function: protein binding. Bases 96 to 1160 code for a protein of 354 amino acids.